AUGUCCAGUAGGCAACUCAAGAAACUGCGCAAGCAGCAGGAACUCGCCAACCUCCAAAAAGCUGCAGCAAGCGACGACGAGGAAGCAUCUGACCUCGAGCCGGAGCCUGUCAAGCCCCGUGCCAGCGGCUUCUCUGCAUUUGCGGCCCUGGGAGAUGGAAACGACGAGGAUAACGAUGACGACGAGCCCCAAGAGCCCGAAACAAUCGCGAACGAGUCACCCAAACCUGCACCCGAAGCUGUGACGCCUGCGAAGAAGAGCAAGAAGUCCAAGAAGAAAAAGAAGGCGAAGAAAAUCGAAGAAGAGGCUCGUGCCGUCACAGGUUCAAAAGCACAAGAUGAGGGCUUGGACGAGAUUGACCGUGCUCUGAAGGAGCUGAAUAUGUCGCCCGCGCCUGAUGCAGCUAAGGAGGGGAACUCUCAGACAACACCAUAUUCGCACGAGCUUGCCAAGCUGCUGAGCAUCAAUACACACCAUCUCAAAGUUUUGAACGAGAUGAGAGCGCUUUUUGGCCGCGAAACUAUCGAGGCAGCUCGCGCAGAAGACGAGGCUGAAGCACAGCAGAAUCGACGGCAACGACAAGUCCCACAGAACGUCGACCUCGAAACAUUCCUCAAGGGCCGACCAGGCCAAAAGAUGUCAGAGGUCCUGAUCCGGAGGAACCCUUUCAUUCAGGGCAAGGACACAUGGCCGCGUGCUUCAGCUGGGGGGCUGUCGAUGGAGGCUCUCGUCUCUGAGAGUUCCAACUUUGUGGAGUACAAGUUUUCUCAUGACAAGACCUAUGACGAGCUCGAAGCUAAGUUCUUCGCCUACGUCCAGCUGCAUGACCCCAUGCAGAUCGUCUACUUCUUGCACAGAAAUCCGUACCAUGUCUCCUCCCUAAUCCAAGUCAGCCGAAUCGCGAAACAAGAUCAGAACUCGGCUUUGUCGGCAGAUCUUUGUGAGCGGGCCUUAUUUACUAUUGGAAGAGUUACUCUUUCCACUUUCAGGAAGCGAAUAGAGCAGGGCACAGCUCGAAUGUCAUUCGACCGUCCCGAGAACCGGCAAUUUUGGCUUGCAGGCUACCACUACAUUAAGAGCUUGCUUCAAAAGGGAACAUAUAGAACCGCUCUCGAGUGGACCAAGCUAUUUAUCAGUAUCGCACCCGAGGAUGAGUACGGCAUGAUGAACUGGACACAUGCUCUUGCUAUCAGAGCUCACCAGGCCCAGUGGUUUGUUGAUCUCUGUGGUGCCGGAUACUUCGAGACGUGGCGACUCCACAUGCGGGAAUACUACAAACAAACCUUAGUCCUCGCAAAGCUACAGCUGAAGGACGUUGGAGGCGCCAGGAUCGCCCUCCUUAAGGGUAUGGAAGAACUCCCAUGGCUCUACUCCUCGCUUUAUAGCGCCUUAAAUCUCGAUACGCCCAAAGCAGUUUGGGGAAUCAGGCCGCGUGACGGCAACGAGGAGCUAUAUACUGAGUUGUACAUUAACACCGCUAAGGAUUUGUGGAACAACACACAAGCGGUCUCCCUAUUGAAAGAAGCGGGCGAACUUGCGCAGAAGGUCGACGCCAAAGCCUUACCAAAAGCUCGGGACAUACCUCUUAGCAUUGGCAGAUUCGUCUAUCUAGACAACACGCCCGCUCUGAUGAGUUUGGUGCCGAAGUCGAUGCUGCAUGCUACACCGAAUUUUGACUUUGAUCCACUGCCGCCACCGAAGCAGCUCAAUGUGUUUUCAAGUGAAGCGCAAAAGCUUCCAUGGGAUGCGCCGACAGACUUCUGGCAAACCGCGAAUGCCGGUAUGGACCCGAGGAUGCGGCAGAUCAUGGAUCAGGCUAUGGCGCAGGCAGCGGAAAGAGCUGUGGAUGGCCACGAUAAUGUGUUCUUCAACAAUGACUCUGACGGUGACGAUGAUUCCGCAACCGAAGAGGACGAGCCGCCGCCGCUUGAGGAGACCACGGAGGCAGAAGCGCGAGGAUUGGGCCCCAUACAGAGAUUCCUGGAAUACAUCCUACCUAUGCAGUACUUGAACAGAGGCGGUGACAAUGGCGCUGCCGAGGAGCAGGCUGCAUGGAUGGAGGAUGAUGAUGAUCAGGAUUAUUUGGGGGAGCCGCCACCGCUGGAACGAGCAGAUGCCAGGGAGCACGACGCCGAAGAUAGUGAGGAUGAUCGGUCGCACAGGUAG
Phaeoacremonium minimum UCRPA7 is the source of this 2166-nucleotide messenger RNA. RefSeq names its product putative nulp1-pending protein. Gene Ontology annotation, cellular component: RQC complex. NCBI's taxonomy places the organism in Eukaryota, Fungi, Ascomycota, Sordariomycetes, Togniniales, Togniniaceae. The transcript has a single exon. The record is from RefSeq and is a predicted model, not a curated record. Gene Ontology annotation, biological process: ribosome-associated ubiquitin-dependent protein catabolic process; rescue of stalled cytosolic ribosome. Bases 1 to 2166 code for a protein of 721 amino acids.